UUACUGUAAAUAAUAAUAUGAUUAAAGGGACAGCAAACGCCCAAAAAUGCUAUCCUUUUAAGAGGCCUCUCUGCCUGUAAAGGAAAAGGGAAUAAGAGAGAGAAAGUGUUGUGUGAUGGGGAAAGGGCAGCACCUGCCUAAAAAUGUUCUUUUCCAUCUUUUCGAAAGGGAGGGGAGAUGGAAAAAUGAUGAGAGAGUGAAAAAGGAGAAGAUUUGAUUGCAGAUGGUGUGGUGUGAGAGAAUACAAUACAGGAAAACGGCGACCUUGCAUGCAGAUUGAGUGGAUGAUUUGAUGUAAAGCUGUGUGGGUCUCGGAUUCCGAGCAGGAUGUGUCAAAAUCCUCACACAUCAAUCCCGUUCACUUGUGAGUUGCACACCCUUUCUCUCUCUAGAAAUGGACGGUGGAUUCGGGCAUUUGGAGAAGGUCGAAGGGCAGCUGCCUCCUGGUUUUAGGUUCCAUCCAACGGAUGAGGAGCUCAUUACUUAUUACCUUAGGAAGAAGGUCCUGGACGGUGGUUUCACGGCCAGGGCCAUUGCUGAAGUUGAUCUUAACAAAUGCGAGCCUUGGGAGCUCCCAGAGAAGGCGAAGAUGGGAGAGAAGGAGUGGUACUUCUUCAGCCUUCGGGAUCGAAAGUACCCGACCGGGCUCCGAACGAACCGGGCCACGGAAGCUGGUUACUGGAAAGCCACAGGGAAGGACCGAGAGAUCUACUGCUCCAGAACCUGUUCACUUGUGGGGAUGAAGAAAACCUUAGUUUUCUACAAAGGAAGGGCACCCAAGGGCGAGAAGAGCAACUGGGUCAUGCACGAGUACCGCCUUGACGGCAAAUUAUCUUACCACUACCUCUCAAGGUCCACUAAGGACGAAUGGGUGGUCUCUCGGGUGUUCCAAAAGAGCAAUGGCGGGAAAAAAGGUCGUGGUUCCUACACGGAAGCGGGAUCACCUUCGCUCCCGGCCCUCUUGGAAGAGAGAGAAAGUUGCUGCUCUUAUGAGAGCGAAAGCGGAGGAGGAGGACCACCAUCGCGAGACCACGUGUCCUGCUUCUCCACCCCCGUUUCUCAUUCUAACCCUAUCCACCAGAACCAAGGCCAAAGUCAGAUGCAUUUCUCUGAAGUGGCGGCUCAUUAUUUGCACCACUCCAUUGCGCCGCCUCUUUUGGCUGAACCACCUCGUUUCAAUCGAGGAGGGGUGGCCGCUUUUCCGAGCUUGAGAUCUUUGCAAGAGAAUCUGCAUAUCCCUUUCUUUUUUGGUGGUGAGAGCAGUGGUGGGAACGAUGCGGGGUUGAGCAGUGGUAGCGGUGGUGCAAUGCAAUGGGGGGUGGCGGAGCAGAAGGUUGUGGUGGCGGAGGCGGGGCAGCAGCAUGGUGGGGAGCUCGAUUGCAUGUGGACCUACCGUUAUGACUAGCUUUCUAAAAUCUUUCUCUCUCUAAGAUUCUCUUUUCCUGCCAUGAAACGUUUAUCCCCUUCUCUCCAUGCACGUAUGAAAGUGUAGACUCUCUCUCUCUCUGCUACAUCUCCUGGUCCCUACUGAUGCAUCUGAGAGUGAUCCAACCUCUUUCUUCUCCAUGCAUUAUCCAUAGUACUCUCUGCUCUCGUGCUCAUCCACAAGUCUCUCUCUCUAGGAUUACGACUACUCUUCUCUCUAGCAAUACGACUAGUCUCUCUCUAUCUUUUUUGGUGUCAGCUCUAUGUAUCAUAUGCUGGUUUUGAGUAUUUUUGGUUACGUGGAACAGCGAAUCAUAUAUGUCUUUAAGUUUUGGGG
Amborella trichopoda is the source of this 1762-nucleotide messenger RNA. RefSeq names its product protein CUP-SHAPED COTYLEDON 2. The record is from RefSeq and is a predicted model, not a curated record. NCBI's taxonomy places the organism in Eukaryota, Viridiplantae, Streptophyta, Magnoliopsida, Amborellales, Amborellaceae. Gene Ontology annotation, biological process: regulation of DNA-templated transcription. Gene Ontology annotation, molecular function: DNA binding.